AUGGCUAGAGUUUGGUUUAUCACAGGUUCCUCAAGAGGACUUGGUUUUGCAAUUACUGAAGCAGCACUUAAGGCUGGAGACAAAGUUAUUGCUACUGCAAGAAACGCUUCUGUGCUUGUUUGCUUUCAAAAGGAAUUCGGUGAUAACAUUUAUCCAAUUUCUUUAGAUGUUACCAACAAAGAUCAAGUUUCAAAAGCUGUUGCUGAAGGGCACAAAAAAUUUGGUCGUCUUGAUGUUGUGGUCAAUAAUGCUGGAUAUGCGAAUACUGUUGGUGUUGAAGAUAUCGAGAUAGAGGACUUCGAAAAUCAAGUGAAUACUAAUUUCUUGGGUGUUGUUUAUGUUACCAAAGCUGUUCUCCCAAUCCUUAGGGAACAAGCUUCUGGGUACAUUUUUCAAGUUUCAUCACUUGGUGAUAGAUUGGGUGCCCCAGGCCUCUCUGCCUACCAAUCUGUUAAGUGGGCCGUCUCUGGGUUUUCUACUGUUCUUUCUCAGGAAAUUGCCCCAUUUGGUAUUAAACUCACUGUACUUGAACCAGGUGGAAUUAAGACUGACUGGGCUGGCUCCUCAAUGAAAGUGCCACCAGUCAGCGAGCCAUACAAGCAGACUGUGGGAGCAUUUGCAGAGUUUCUCAAAAGUUCAGACGGUGGGCCUUCUAGACCAGAGAAAAUUGCCGAGAUAAUUUUUAAACUUUUGAAUGAGAAGGAGCUGCCAUUGCGUCUUUUGAUCGGAAGUGAUGCGGCCAGUUACGGUGCCCAAGUUGCAAAGGAAUUGGCAGAAAGGGAUGCUAAAUGGAACUACCUCACCCUUCAGUCUAGUUGA
Saccharomycopsis crataegensis is the source of this 819-nucleotide messenger RNA. RefSeq lists its product as uncharacterized. The record is from RefSeq and is a predicted model, not a curated record. The coding region runs from base 1 to 819 and encodes 272 amino acids. The transcript has a single exon. Lineage: Eukaryota; Fungi; Ascomycota; Saccharomycetes; Ascoideales; Saccharomycopsidaceae.